Molecule: messenger RNA, 2547 nt
Organism: Adineta steineri
Lineage: Eukaryota; Metazoa; Rotifera; Eurotatoria; Adinetida; Adinetidae
Source: the annotation of a GenBank genome assembly
AUGCUUCGAAUCAAACGUGAUGUAUCAGUAUCUGGUAUUUUUGCACAAGAACAAUCACAGUAUGUACCUUUAAAACGAGUGAGUGUUGACUCAACAAUUCGGGCAUUUGCUGCUGAUGUGACUAUUACACAAAUAUUUCGAAAUGACGAAACAGUGCCAAUCGAAGCAGUUUAUUGUUUUCCGAUUGAAGAACAAGCAGCGAUUUACAAAUUUAAAGCUCAGAUAGAUGAUCGAGAAAUUAAUGCUCAGUUGAAAGAGAAGAAAGAAGCACAACAAGAAUAUAACAAUGCUCUGCAGCAAGGUCAUGGUGCUUAUCUAUUAGAACAAGAUGAAAAGUCUCAGGACUGUUUUAUUAUUAAUGUUGGUGCUUUACCACCAUCGAAAGAAUGCACGAUUACUAUUGGUUACGUAUCAGAAUUAAAUCUUGUUCAUAAUUCAACUAUUCAAUUUGUUGUACCGACGGCAAUUGCACCACGUUACAGUCCCGACAAAAAUGGAAUCGCAUCACCAGCAGGCACUACUUCUAAAUACGUUCAAGUGAGCCCAUAUACCAUCGAUUUUCGUUGUUAUAUUGAAAAAACAUUGGGAUCUCAAAAGGAACAAAUUACUCGAGUUAGUUCACCAUCACAUUCAAUUGAAAUCAAUCUUGCUCAAGAAGAUGCUUAUGUGGUGACAUUCGCUCAGGAGAAUACUCAUUUAGAUCGAGAUAUUUUAAUUAAUAUUCAACUUUCUGAUCAACGAAAUAGUACCAUUACAGCAGUAGAAUCUGGUGCAGUAAUGGCUACUUUUCUUCCAACUGAAAAUGAUUGUCAUCAAGCAUUGAGAAAUGAUGAUUUAACUAAUGAAUUUAUUUUUAUUGUCGACUGUAGUGGAUCAAUGCAGGAUGAAAAUAAAAUUGGAUUAGCUCGACAAGCUAUGUUACUCUUUUUCAAAAGUUUACCUGUUAAUUGUUAUUUCAAUAUAGUUCGAUUUGGUUCUCAAUAUGAGACUCUAUUCAAUGAAAUUACUGCAGUUUACAACGAAAACAACGCUCAACAAGCCGAACAACUCAUUAAACAGAUGCAAGCCGAUCUCGGCGGAACCGAACUAUUGCGACCUAUACAAUGGCUUAAAGAAAAUGUACCUAGUCAAGGCCGUGCACGUCAAGUAUUUCUUUUAACCGACGGAGAAAUUUCUAAUGUGACAGAAGUACUUGAUCUCUGCCGAUCAAUGGCGACGUCUACUCGUAUAUUCUCGUUUGGAUUAGGACAAUCUCCUAGUCGAGCAUUAGUAAAAGGUCUCGCUCGUACGACUAAUGGUCGGUUUGUUUUUAUUCCACCUAAUAGUAGCGUCGAUUUAUAUGUUGGAGAACAAUUACAAAAAGCACUUCAACCAUGUAUUACGAAUGUUCAUGCCAAAUGGAAUCUUGGAACUCCAGUUCAAACUGCUCCUACUCAAUUACCACCAGUUUAUGUUAAUGAUCGUUUGAUUGUUUAUGCUUUGCUCGAAGACAAAACGGUUCCUUUUGAUCACAACUCGUCUGUCGAACUACAAAUUGGUUCUGAACAUCGUUCAAUAGGCAUGGCCAAAAUCAACCAUAUACCCAGUGUGAGUAGUAAUGAAACAAUCGCUCGUCUAGCGGCUAAAGCACUCAUUCUUGAAUUACAACACGCUAAACUACCGUCAUCGAACACGAAAACUGGUUCGACACAGGCAAGAUUUCAAGAACUGCAAAAAGCGAUGGAGACCAAAGAGGAAAAGAUGGAAACCUCAUCGGAAGAGACGACCAAACAACGUAUUAUUACAUUAUCACUGAAGUAUAACAUAUUGAGUCCUCUUACAGCAUUUGUUGGAAUUGAGAAACGAACGAAUACAAGUAAGACCGACAUGAUCCUUCGAGAAGUACCCAUUCAAAUUUCUGCGGACGAUCAGCACUUGCAGAGAUCCGGUAGUGGACGUGGUUUUGGUGGGCUUGGCCUUGGUAGGGGAGGCGCUCUUAGACAUCGGAAGAUUUUACCUGAGGGCAUACAAAGUCGUCGUCGUGUGACACGCUCUGCGACAGCAUAUGCUUCUAAUUCAAAUCUGAUGUUGUCAAAGAAGAAACAAAGACUGGUGGGAGAACCUACGGUGAAUCAACACCAUGUAGCAAUGAUGUCAGCAGAAGCAAGUGCCUUGGAAGAAGAUGACGCUGAUGAUUUCUCCGACACAAUAUCGAAAAAAAAGAAGAUAAAGUCGCCGAUAAAAGAAAUAUGGCCAUCGAAUGAUGAUGAUGUAGUUCGAUACUUGAUUGAUAAACAAAAGUUUAAUGGUCUCUGGGACCUUGAUUCGCAAGCCGUUCAAAAUUUGACUGGAAAAACGCUUGCUGAAUUUCUUCAGAACAAUAGUCAAAUUGAACAGCAAGUUCUUAUCUCAGCUAUUAUCGUCGUCGUACUAGAAACACGUUUUGCAUCGUUACAAACAUUGUGGCAUGGCAUCGUUCAAAAGGCUCGCAAACGUCUCGUCAACUUACUUGGACCAGAUCCGACAAUUCUUCAUCAACUUCUGGAAAAUAUUCAAAAACAGUUUUAA